GGAAGGGAAACUGGGCAGGUUCUGCCUUGUUCUUACACUCUUUCAUGAGGAAAACAAAACAAAACGGAAGAACCGAGACUCACCAUGGAUAGAAAGUGCUCUCAACUUCUGCCUUCAGUAUGUACUAUUCUGGCAGAUCCAAGGCACCCCCUUUCGGAUGACACUUGUUUGGAAAAGUUGCUGGAUUGGUUUAAGAUGCUGAUUGACACUGGAUCCAGCCUGCUACUGUUAGAGGAAAACCCGUGUUUGAAAGAGCUGGUCCUGGCUGUGCUCAGACAAGAGGAGCCAAAUCCCACCAUCCUUUCCUUCAUCCUGAGGCUCACUGGGAUAUUUGCUGCCUCUGAAAGUAGUUUCCAACACCUGCAGCAGGGAGAAGUCGUAUUUGGUGCCUUUGGAGAAGCGGGGCCUCUGAGCAGUGCAUUGUGGGAAGACAUGUCCAUCCGGAGCGGCUGGGUGCAGGGCGUUUACAGCAUGCUGCAGCACUACAGCGCCUUCCAGUUCUUGUGCAACUCUGGUUCCCUAGAUGUGAUUUUCGCUCUCCAAGGGGACCCGAGCCUGUUUGUUGCUUCAGGAGCCAACCGCCUUCUUGCUCGCGUGCUCAUCUUCUCCGUUCAGUCUGAACCGUCUCGCCUCCUCAGCUCGAUGGACUGCGACUGGCCGGCUUGCACUCGAAUGAUAGUUGCUCGCGUCGAGGAGUCCCUCAAAUCCCACUCGGCCUCCCGGGCCAAGCAUUCCUUGCAGCUGCUGACGACGUUGUUUGAGCACAACCAGGACGCCUGGACUGAACUGCUGUGGUCGCGGAUCGCGGGAACGGUGGAGUCCCUGCUGACAGAGGAGCUGCUCCAAGUUGGCCACCAGCUGGUGGAUCUGUUCCUCAGCAUGGCAAGGUCUCCUGCGUUCGGCUGCCCCGAAUGCAGCCUCUGGAAGCUGGUGGCGCUUGCUCUGAAGACCUUGAGCCUCACUCAGUCAGGCCCUCUGGCCUUGGGACUCCUGAAACUUGAAGCCUGCCCACAGGCAAUCCAGGUGCAAGGUCUGGGCCUUUUGCUGCAGCCAAUGGGCUGUGUCUUGAGAGGCGCUUCUCCAUCCUUAGAAUUCCCAGGUUUGCCGCCUGGCCCGGCCACUGAAUCCGCUCCUGUGGAGUCUCUUCUGUCCUCCAGGACCUCGUGUGUCAGUUUCCUGUGCCAGACUCUGGCUCAUCUGGAGGAAGUCCAGUAUGUGGCCUCUCUGGCAGUGGAGUUUCCCCAUAAGCCUUUGCUCCAGUCCGUGGUGACUGUGCUGCAGUUCUGUGUUGGCCUCGCCAUUCCGGCCUCCUCUCUGGCAGCUAAAAUGGGCAACAUCCUGGUCGGCUGCUUCCGAGUUCAGCGGGCAGCCCUGGGCCUCCUCGGAGCUCUGUCUCGGUGGGCAACUUCAGUUUCUGACGAGGUCAUGGAUCAAAUCUUUGACAUCCUCCUUGUGUAUCUGAAGAGUCCAGAUAGCAGCCCCACUGUUUUGAAGAAGGCAUUCCAAGCAACGCUGAAGUGGCUUCCAAGCACCUCGGAAGCAUCCGACUCUGCCGGUGACUUCCAGCGGCACAAACAGUUUCUCAGAGACCUGCUGCCCGUCUUGCAGAAGCGCAUGCACAGCCCCAGCUGGGAAGUGCGCGACUCUGCCCUGGAGCAUCUCACGCAAGCGAUGAAGCGCCUGAGAGGGCAGGAGUGGUUCUGGCAAGAGCUUCUCUCUUCGGAAGUGCUGCCGCUGGCAGAGGGCCUCCUGGCCGACCCAGAGAGCUACGUGCGAGCCAGUGCGGUGGAAGCCUUGGGGCAGUUUUCCUUGCUUGCUAGCGCUGACUCGAAGAAGCCCGGCUCAGAGAACAAUGGGAGCAACAAAGAGGCCAGCGUUGGGGCUCGCUUGCUGGAAAUCCUGUCCGCUGACUCCGAAGGCUUCCCCCGCAGAGCUGUGAUCCGCGUCUUCAUUGACUGGCUGCGGGACGGCCACCCGGAAGUCCUGGCUGACCCUGAGCAGUUUGUUUCCAGAGCGAUCCAAGCCGUGGACAGAGACUUGGACUGGGAAGUCAAGGUCAGCGGCUUGGAACUGGCCAAGGUUUUUGCUGCCCAAAUGUCUGGCCGGUUUGGGCUCGCCGACUGCCCGUAUGCCGCUGACUCAUCACCUGCCAGCCAGCCUGCCCGUCACCGCGAAUUGCUGGAGGCGUUUUGCCGAGUGAAGCUCUUUGAGUUCCUCUUUGGAGCCCUGUAUGACUGCGACAGGCCAGUAGCGCUGAAAGCCUGCGAGAUCCUUUUAGCCGUGAAAUCCAAGAUUUGCAAAGACAGUCGCCUGGAGGAGAGGAGCUUGGAACUGGGCGGCACAUCUCAGCAGCGGGAGGAAACACAGAGGGGAGAAUUGACCCUUCCUGUCGGAGAGUCGGCUAAAAGGAUUUCCCAGGAUCCAGAGUGCCUGAUCCUUUUCUUAGAGACGACGGACCUGGAGGGUUUGCAGAGAUCUUUAGGCAGGAGCAGCGAUCACCUGGAAAAGAGCCCCCAGUCGCUCUUGCAGGACAUCCUCUCCGCUGCAGGGAAUACGGAAGAUAAUGAAGCAGAUUGCUACUGACAGCUUUCCAAAACGGAAUUGAUCCUUGGGGAGGGCUAGACUCUGCCGACCCUCCCCCGACCCCAGGAAUUUAAAAGGCCACUUUGCAAAAAAAACAACACCUUCCUGCUCGGAUGGGCACUGCCAUGUAGGGAUUACUAUGAAACCCAUCUGGAGGAAGACAGCUGUGAUGCAGAUCUGGGUGGGGUGGGGUUUCAAAGCGGAGCUAAAACUCACAAAAGAAAAGCAAGAGGUGCCCAAGCCAGGAACAACUGACGAGAUUAUGACAAGCGCAUCAUUGUUGAUUUGUAGAUCACCAAAGUCAGGCGAGGAAGCUGUGGCCCUCCAGAUGUUGCUGGACUGCAACUCCCAUCAUCCCUCACCACUGGCCAUGCUGGCUGCAUCUUAUGGGAGUCGGGAGUUCCAGCUUUUUUGGAGGGGUACUGGCUCCCCACCCCUGGUUUAAAAUGCAAAACUCAGUCAACCCCUAUGGGAAAAGGUGGGUCCGCCUUGAAAUAAGGAAACUGCGUCGCAUUUAAAACCAGCCCCACACAAUUAAUAAAGUCUUUGGGGGCCCAUGCUGCCGAAAGCUUGCAAUUUCUAAUGAACAAAGUGUUCCACGCAGAUACUGAGAAGUUUCAGGGUGGACCUGCAAAUGGCACGACUGGGUUUUGUACUCGUGCGCAGUGAAAGUUCCUGACGUCUCCUUUCGGUGCACACAGCCGUGCAUAAGCAGUGUUAGAUUACAAAGUUCAAGUCUAGAGGCACGGUGUGGAACUUUCAGACUUAAGGCACAACUGCACAGGGGUUUCCAAGUGUCCUCUUUGGCCGAGCAGCUUCGUACCUUUAUAACUCAGUCCUCCCUUUGGAAAGCGUCACGGCCAGGUUGGUCCAAUUGAGUUUUAGGCUCGUUACUUGCUGGCUGUUGCCUUUGCAGAGCAAGGGAACAGGUUGGUGAGGAAGGAUUUGUUUUAAUACCAAUUAAAGUUUGUUUUU
Messenger RNA from Lacerta agilis (Sand lizard), 3558 nucleotides. It is a transcript of the gene BRAT1, whose product is annotated as BRCA1 associated ATM activator 1. The record is from RefSeq and is a predicted model, not a curated record. Gene Ontology annotation, biological process: cell population proliferation; DNA damage response; positive regulation of protein phosphorylation. Gene Ontology annotation, cellular component: nucleus. Lineage: Eukaryota; Metazoa; Chordata; Lepidosauria; Squamata; Lacertidae. The coding region runs from base 85 to 2583 and encodes 832 amino acids. Gene Ontology annotation, molecular function: protein binding. The transcript is spliced from 14 exons.